AUGACAGGAAUCGUGAAGAACGUUAUUGCAACAGGUACCUCUUCAGGUCUGGGAUUUGAAGCAAUCAAGCAAUUGCUGCAGCAAGCCCAACCAUACAACUUCAUUCUGGGCGCCCGGGACACCACCAAGGCACGGGCCGCAUACGAUGACCUGAAAUAUGACUCCGCCAAGCACAAUGUGUCUAUCCUACCCCUGGACCUCUGGAACCUGAAAAGCGUCAAGGCAUUUGCUGCGCAAGCUCUCACUGAGCUCGGUCAGAACAACCUAGACCUGUUGUUCCUCGUUGCCGGCUCCCUAAACAGUGCCGAUGGACCUGGUCCCUACGGCUCGCAGUGGUGCGAGUCAUACAUUACCAACCACCUGUCUCAACAUUACCUGACCCACAACCUGGCCGAGAAGCUGACUGCCUCAAAGUCUCGGAUUGUAAUUGUUUCAUCCGGUGCAAUUCGCGGACUGAGAGACAAUGACCCCAAGACACUUGAUAUCGACCUGAAGGCUGGAUCUGGUGCAAAUGCCAGAGUUGUAUACAGUAGCUCCAAGUUUGCCCAACUCUUGGGUGCCCACUGGUGGCGUCGCAACCUCCCAACAUGCAGGGUCGUGGCAGUGUCGCCUGGUCUCAUCCCCAACACCAAGCUUGCACAGCACCCCAGCUUGGGACUGACCAUGGACAUGCCUGAUGCCAAGUCUGUGCCCGAGGGUGCCGAGAACCUCCUUCGCGCCGUCAAAGCGGAGGAUUUCCCCGAAGAUCCUGAGCAGAUCUUCUUAACUAGCUGGGGUGAAUGGUGGGCGAAGGCUGUUUACCAGCCCAGUCUUGACCCUGCUUUGCAAGACAAGUGGUGUUUGAGCAAGGAACAGAUCGAAAAAACCGAGCCAAUCUUCCAAGAAUAA
Messenger RNA from Penicillium salamii, 888 nucleotides. The record is from the annotation of a GenBank genome assembly. Lineage: Eukaryota; Fungi; Ascomycota; Eurotiomycetes; Eurotiales; Aspergillaceae.